GUUUGAGGGUCAACCCAACCCGACUAUAAGUCACGGCGUCCAACCUGCUUAACCCAGAGCUACGUUUGACGCACAUACAUACACAGCAACACGGGAGCAAAUCGACCUAUAUCUCAACAAUGACGCCAGAGUGGAGGGUUGCCGUUGCUAGCCGUGGAACUAUUCCAUUAGCUGCAUCUCUCUCUCUUUCCUCUUUCUUCUUUCUUCUAUCUCUACAUCCACAAUGUCUCUUUACAAAAUCCUCGUCGGUGGCUACCGCUCCGUGUACGAGAUCUUCUCUUUUGAGCCGUCCACUUCCAAGGUCAAGCUCGCGGGAUCCUCCCCGGCCCUCAUCAAGCCCACCUGGAUAGAGCUUCCCGGUUCCCCGAUUAACAAGGGUAACAGCGAGGAGAGGUACCUGUAUACUGUAUCCGACGUCGACGGAGGUUCUGCUGUCAGCUUGAAACUCAAGGGCGAUGAUAUCGAGAUCACGGGUCAGAGACAGUGCUAUGGCGGGGCCGUCCACAUACAUGUCAUGAAGGAUGGUUCCGGUAUCAUCUUGAGCAACUUCUCAGGUGGCUCUGCCAUCUUCUUCCCCAUCGACUCCAACGGCGCCUUGUCAAAGACUUCCGCGUCGCCCCUUCUCAAGCUACCCUUCGUGUACGAAGGCCAGACAGCGCCCAACCCCAAGCGACAGGAGGCGUGUCAUGCGCACAAUGUAGUGGAAGGUCUGGAUGGGAAGCUCUAUCUCUCUGACCUUGGUACGGACAGGAUCUGGAUCAUCAAGAGAGAGGGUGAGAGCGGACUUGCCAUCGAUGGGUGGUUGCAAGCGCCUCCCGGCUCCGGUCCGAGACACUCUUUGAUCUCUGAGGAUGGAAAGUUCCUCUACAACCUCACCGAGGUAUCCAACGAGAUCCUCAUCUUCCCCCUCGACUCCACUGCCGAACACCCCGAACCUCUUCCCAGCAAAGUUAGCGUCAUCCCCCCCUCCGUUCCCUCGGAUCCUGCCGCUCAAGCCCACAUGAACGCGGCUCAACUCUUCUUCAACCCCGCCCAUCCCGGCGUCGUGUACGCGUCCAAUCGCCUUGAGCUCACUCUUCCUUCCGAGUUUGCUACGGGCGAGCAGGGUGAUGCUGUGGCUAUCGUCAAGCUCAACGCCGCCGGAGAUGAGCUUGGAGAGGUGAAGUGGGUCAGGACGGGAUGUAACAAUCUCAGAGGGAUGAGGGUGAGCCCCGACGGUAAAUACGUUGUUGUAGCGGGCAGGGUCGGUGGUGGGUUGGAGAUUUGGAGUACGGGACAAGAUGGGACCGAUUGGAAGCUGGCGGGGAAGGAUGAGACCAUUGACUUGGUGACGGACAUGACCUGGCUUUGAGAUCGUAUGCGGUUAUCGAGAUCAGAAUUGGAAAGAGAAUGUAUCACAAGUGCCUCAUAGG
Molecule: messenger RNA, 1412 nt
Organism: Cryptococcus amylolentus CBS 6039
Lineage: Eukaryota; Fungi; Basidiomycota; Tremellomycetes; Tremellales; Cryptococcaceae
Exons: 3
Coding region: 224-1351 (375 amino acids)
Molecular function (GO): protein binding; 6-phosphogluconolactonase activity
Source: RefSeq, a predicted model, not a curated record